AUGGAUGUUACCGCAAGAACGCAGGAUACCGCCCGUCCUCGUAGCUCGAAGAGAAGUAUGCAGGCUGCAUUCCAUCCCACCGAAACCACUGCCAGCCAAUCACGCUCAGCGAGCAGUGGCAAGCCUGGCAGUGCAUUGCAAUCGACCGCUCAGCUAGCGCCUCCCAGCACGGCCAGUUCUUCUCGACAUAGAAAAACAGAACGCCUUGAUGCCGUACAGAGGGACCCACCAUCGCUACCAACAGCUCCGGUGAUCGUGCGGGACGAGUCUCGGAAUGUAACUAAUUCAUUCCACGGGCAUCAGAAGAAGAAGGACAGAACAAGCUCACCUGAUCGCAAGCACUCGAGCCAUUCAACCCGUUCUCACCGUAUCAAAGCGCUACCCUCCGUACCAGAUGAUCCUGAGGCCGACCGUAAAUCUGGCACGAUGUGGCGCACUCUCGACGAACCAAAAUAUGAACAGGCAAAGAAGGAAGUGGAAGAGCUGCGGAAGUCUGCUAGCGAUACGAAGAAACUGCUGAAAAAGCAGAGCAAAAAAUCAUUCCAGCAUAUACAGGAAUUGAAUGCUCAAAUUACAGCGUUGAAUCAGGCAAAGAAAGAACAAGAGCUGCAGUUCCAGCUGUUGAAAACGAAAGCGAGUAAACAUGAAGAUCUUGUUUCGACCAUCGAGACUUCCCUUCAAUGUCAAAUAUGCAUUGAUACCAUGACCAAGCCUCAAGCCCUAGCACCAUGUGGGCAUGUAUUCUGUCUUUCAUGCCUCCAGGCUUGGUUCGGCAAAGGCCCAUCGUCCGACGAUGGCUCAGAGGAUCCCGUAUUGGAUCCAGAAUAUAUUAUGAGCCGACCCAAAUCGUGUCCUUGCUGCCGCGCUUCAGUAACAAAGAAGCCUGCCCCAAUUUUUGUCAUUAGGGACAUAGCUCUCGCCGUCAACAAGGCUAAAAACGGCAAUGCCGACACCGCAGAAGGGGCCGAGACCGAUAACAUGGAUGUCGAUCCAUGGUCAGGUAUCUUCCCGUCCUCUGACGAUGAGGAUGACAUAUACGACCCCGAUUUCAUGGAUGAAUACGGAGCUGGCGAUCCGGUCAUCGACCCUGGCAUGCUAGAUAUGUUCAUGGGGCAUUGGGGUAACAUAGGCUUUGACAGCGACAGCGACAUCGACGACCUGGAAGGCAUCAACCGUGGGGCGCGGAUAUCCGAUGAUGAUGACGAUGAAGAAGAAGACGACGAUGAUGAGAGCGAAUCCGCCUUUGACCGGGAAGACAUAUACAUCCCUAUGCGAUGGGAACCACCGUCAGUGCCUGCGGCAGACAUUUCUCGCCGACUAUUGGACUCAGUCCCCGAACAAGUAGGGAAGCUACUUCGACGUGGAUGUCCACUCUCCAUGAUCGAGGCAUACCACAUGACGUACUCACACGACGAGGGUAUCACUGCCACCGUCGAGAGCGUGAGAAGGGGGGGCCUGAUACUGUCCGGACGCCUCACCUUGUUCUUGGGCUGGAAUAUCGAGCAUUACGACAGCGACGAAGACUUCAUCGACAGAAUGCUGGCCGACCUCAGCGAGCACCCCGAAAGAUGGGACAUGAGGCCUACGGGAAGGGACAACUGGGAGGCACGCAAGCUCGUUUCGCUGUCCGACGCAGACAGCGACGAGUAUGAUAUCUCGGACAGCGACGUGGAAAUGCAGGGUUUCUAA
Pleurotus ostreatus (oyster mushroom) is the source of this 1689-nucleotide messenger RNA. RefSeq lists its product as uncharacterized. The record is from RefSeq and is a predicted model, not a curated record. Gene Ontology annotation, molecular function: ubiquitin-protein transferase activity. The coding region runs from base 1 to 1689 and encodes 562 amino acids. Gene Ontology annotation, biological process: protein autoubiquitination. Lineage: Eukaryota; Fungi; Basidiomycota; Agaricomycetes; Agaricales; Pleurotaceae. The transcript has 5 exons.